AUGAUCGAAACUCCGAGUAACUCGCAUUCUUGGUUUGAAUGGAUACAACUUAUUGCCACUAUUUGCGUUCCUGUAGCCAUCGGUAUUUUUACCAUCAUACAAAAUCAGUCACAAAGUGAACAGCAACGAAAUAAUUUGAAAAUAGCUGCGGAAAAUCGUUUGAAAGAUAUAGAAAUCGCAGAUUAUAAUCGGGGAAAAGAUCGAUGGCUUGCUGAUGAUCAACAGAAGGAAAAUAUUCUUGUUGAUUAUCAAAAUUUUCUUGCUAAUCUACUCGAAAAGCAUGGCAUGACAUUGAAUGGAACGUCGACAGCGCGGUUCGUAGCUCGCUUCAGAACAUUGAUAGCACUUAAUCAGUUGAAUUCGGCACGGCGUUCUUUUCUUAUUCGUUCAUUGUAUGAGGCACAGCUGAUUUCAUUUCGAACUAUUCAAACAAAUAAUACCAUGACGGAAUUUGAAUCCGUUGACACUCCACGAAGUAUUGUUGACUUGUCUUCAGCAAACUUAUCCGGUUUGUCUCUAGGUAUCAAUGAAGAUGAUAACGAUGAGUGUCCUCGUGAAUGUAUUCCUGGUGUGAGGAUCGACGCGCUUGUACUGUCACAGACUCAAUUAAAAAAUGCAUUCUUUCGAAAACUUUAUUUUCAAGGGGCUUUAUUCGUGAAAUCUAUUAUGGAUAGUGUUGAUUUCAGAUGUGCAUAUCUCAAUGGAACUAAUGAUUAUCUUACAUUUGCAAAUUCAUUAUUAAUUCAUGCAAAAUUUCAUAAAGCAUGUGCGCAAGACGUUUCUUUUCAGUCGGUUAAUUUGUACAAAGCUCAGAUGCAUGGUAUGGUAUGCAGACAUUGUAUAUUUCGAUGUGCCCAAAUAAAUCAUGCAGAUUUACACGAUGUUUUCUUCUACCGAGAAGAUGUGAACAAAGAUAAAUUGCAUGACGAAUAUGAAAAUAUUAAUUUUACAGAAACGUCCCUUAUCGGUGCAACAUUCGAUCAUCUUUCUUUACGUGGCACACUUUUCAUCGGAACGAAUUUGUCUCGCAUACGUAUUAUAAAUUGUGUGUUUUCUCGAGAUUCUGUUCAAUAUGCGGCAGCAACUUUCGAAAAAUCUACUCUGAUCAAUGCCACUAUUGAAAAUUCAUCAUUUGAUUAUGUUCAUUUUAUUGAUAGUAACUUAAGUGGAGCAAAGAUUUUCAUGUCGAAUUUUACCCAUGCAUCUAUGAAAAAUAUUGAUUUGACAGGUGCAACAUUGGAGAUGUGUAAUUUUAGUAGUACCAAUCUUGCUGGUUGCAUCAUGACUAAUGCGAACAUUCAUUUGUCUUACUUUGUUGACAGUGAUCUGACUGGAUGUCAAGGAAUAACGGAUGUACAACUGGCGCAAGCUAAAAGUAUUGCUGGUGCAAUUUUACCGAAUGGAAGCAAGAUCUCAUCAAUAUAA
This is a messenger RNA of Rotaria socialis, 1425 nucleotides long. The record is from the annotation of a GenBank genome assembly. Lineage: Eukaryota; Metazoa; Rotifera; Eurotatoria; Philodinida; Philodinidae.